Stegodyphus dumicola is the source of this 1170-nucleotide messenger RNA. RefSeq lists its product as uncharacterized. Lineage: Eukaryota; Metazoa; Arthropoda; Arachnida; Araneae; Eresidae. Gene Ontology annotation, cellular component: membrane. Gene Ontology annotation, molecular function: growth factor activity. The record is from RefSeq and is a predicted model, not a curated record.
UUCUUAGCAGGAAGUUGAUAUUUCCUGCAAUCAUUUUUCGAACGUUGGGUAUUAUAACAGUGCCAGUAGGAAUCAAAAAGAGCAAUUUAAUUUUGCAUAUCAUAAUGUUAGAAUUUUUGCUUUUAUUACCUUUGAUUAUGGUUAGUAUUUUGACUAUGACUUUUCAAGUAUCUGUAGACGAAUUAACGAACGCAAGCCUAGGAAGUUAUUUUUAUUAUGGGAAAUAUGACGAUGAUAGAUACCGGGAAUUACAUAAAGAAGUGCAUGACAUUUAUACCCGGAUGUUCGAUGAUUCGGAGAAUGAUGUGAUUGGCUCAGGAAAAAAUACUACUGCAUCUAGGAAAAGAAAGUUAUUUCCAGGUACUGGCCGAAAAUGUGAGAUUGAAGCUAUUCAAAUCAUGCACCGAAAUUGUUUGUGUCGCAAACCAAGAAAACGGUGCGUCGAGAUCAAACCCCCAAGGAAUGACAUUGUAUCCAGCAUGCCCGCUUGUGUCAUAGUGGAGCGUUGCGAGGGUGUUUGUCCAUCUUCAACCGAAUGCCUUCCUUCUGCAGUGGAGAACAUUUCUGUGCCAGUAAUACAUCUGAACCUUGUUGUUACUUCGGCGGGAUCACAUGUGACUCCGGAAUGCUCCAAUAUCGAGGUUGAGAGGCAUUUAAAAUGUGGCUGCUCGUGUGCAUACGAGGAGAAAGACUGUAAUCAAAAUCAGGUGUUUAAUCCUUCAAAAUGCAGAUGCGAAUGCAAAAACUCUGAAAAUGCUGAAAGCUGCCAUAAGAUUGGAAAGUUCUGGGAUUCAACCAACUGUGCAUGUAUUUGUCCUUUCGAUAUUCCUCAAAUAUGCUCUACUGGAGCAUUCUUUCAUAAUGGAUUAUGUCGGUGUGUACCAAUAGGAGGCCCAGAAAUUGAAAGCCGAAGACGACGACCACCUGUUUAACUGGAAAAAAAAAACCACACUCUACCGGUCCAAAGAAAUUAAUAGAUACAAUUGUAUAUUGCUUAAGAAAUCAUACAAUUCUCAUGAUGAUUUAGAACUUCACCUGAUAAGAAAUCAAAAUAUCAUGAACUCUCCAACGUUCUCAUAUAUUCUCAAGAAGAAUGUUCAUCUUAAAUCAUCUUUCAUCUAUAAGGUGGAAAAGAAUUCAAAAUAAAUAAAUAAUAUUUCAAAUAAUAAA